CUCGACCCCGGCGUGGUGCGCAGGCGCAGUCUGCGCGGGGCCUGGCGGGACUGUGCGGCGGCGACUACAGACCUGUCGGGGGUCCGGGGCCUGUCGUGGAUGCUGAGCGCUCGGCGCCUGGUGCGGACCAAGGCGCAUUUGUUCCUUCAGGACACUAACCCUCUGGAUCUGUGUCUUCUGUGUCUCCAGUGGCCAACAGUGUUGCAAACAGAAACCCGAGGUUUUCACUUCACUGUUGGGAACAAGAGGGCAUCUGCUAAAGUUUCAGAUUCCAUUUCUGCUCAGUAUCCAGUAGUGGAUCAUGAAUUUGACGCAGUGGUGGUAGGCGCUGGAGGGGCAGGCUUGCGAGCCGCAUUUGGCCUUUCUGAGGCAGGGUUUAAUACAGCGUGUGUUACAAAGCUGUUUCCUACCAGGUCACACACUGUUGCGGCACAGGGAGGAAUCAAUGCUGCUCUGGGGAACAUGGAGGAGGACAACUGGAGGUGGCAUUUCUACGACACCGUGAAGGGCUCCGACUGGCUGGGGGACCAGGAUGCCAUCCACUACAUGACAGAGCAGGCCCCUGCCGCUGUGGUCGAGCUAGAAAAUUAUGGCACGCCAUUUAGCAGAACUGAAGAUGGGAAGAUUUAUCAUCGUGCAUUUGGUGGACAGAGCUUCAAGUUUGGAAAGGGUGGGCAGGCCCAUCGGUGCUGCUGUGUGGCUGAUUGCACCGGCCACUCACCAUUGCACACCUUAUAUGGAAGGGGUCUCCGAUAUGAUACCAGCUAUUUUGUGGAGUAUUUUGCCUUGGAUCUCCUGAUGGAGAACGGGGAGUGCCGUGGUGUCAUCGCACUGUGCAUAGAGGACGGGUCCAUCCAUCGCAUAAGAGCAAAGAACACUGUUGUUGCCACAGGAGGCUACGGGCGCACCUACUUCAGCUGCACAUCUGCCCACACCAGCACCGGCGACGGCACGGCCAUGAUCACCAGGGCGGGACUUCCUUGCCAGGACCUAGAGUUUGUUCAGUUCCACCCCACAGGCAUAUACGGUGCUGGUUGUCUCAUUACGGAAGGAUGUCAUGGAGAGGGAGGGAUUCUCAUUAACAGUCAAGGCAAAAGGUUUAUGGAGCAAUACGGCCCCGUCGCAACGGACGUGGCAUCUAGAGAUGUGGUGUGUCGGUCGAUGACUCUGGAGAUCCGUGAAGGAAGAGGCUGUGGCCCUGAGAAAGAUCACGUCUACCUGCAGCUGCAUCACCUCCCUCCAGAGCAGCUGGCCAUGCACCUGCCCGGCAUUUCAGAGACAGCCAUGAUCUUCGCUGGCGUGGACGUCACGAAGGAGCCGAUCCCUGUCCUCCCCACUGUGCAUUAUAACAUGGGCGGCAUUCCCACCAACUACAAGGGGCAGGUCCUGAGGCACAUGAAUGGCCAGGAUCGGAUUGUGCCUGGCCUGUACACCUGUGGGGAUGCCGCCUGUGCCUUGGUACAUGGUGCCAACCUGCUCGGGGCAAACGCAAUGUUGGACCUGGUUGUCUUUGGUCAGGCAUGUGCCUUGAGCAUCGAAGAGUCAUGCAGGCCUGGAGAUAAAGUCCCUCCAAUUAAACCAAAUGCUGGGGAAGAAUCUGUCAUGAAUCUUGACAAAUUGAGAUUUGCUGAUGGAAGCAUAAGAACAUCGGAACUGCGACUCAGCAUGCAGAAGUCAAUGCAAAAUCAUGCUGCCGUGUUCCGUGUGGGAAGCGUGUUGCAAGAAGGUUGUGGGAAAAUCAGCAAGCUCUACAGAGACCUGAAGCACCUGAAGACGUUCAACGGGGGAAUGGUCUGGAACACAGACCUGGUGGAGACCCUGGAGCUGCAGAACCUGAUGCUGUGUGCGCUGCAGACCAUCAAUGGAGCAGAGGCGCGGAAGGAGUCACGGGGCGCGCACGCCAGGGAAGACUACAAGGUGCGGAUUGAUGAGUACGAUUACUCCAAGCCCAUCCAGGGGCAACAGAAGAAGCCCUUUGAGGAGCACUGGAGGAAGCACACCCUGUCCUAUGUGGACGUCAGCACUGGGAAGGUCACUCUGGAAUAUAGACCCGUAAUUGACAAAAGUUGGAACGAGGAUGACUGUGCCACCGUCCCCCCAGCCAUUUGCUCCUACUGAUGAGACAAGAUGCGGUGAUGACAGAAUCAGCCUUUGUAAUUAUGUAUAAUAGCUCAUGCAUGUGUCCAUGUCAUAACUGUCUUCAUGCGCUUCUGUGCUGCAGGGAAGAAGGAGUACAUUGAAGGGAGAUUGGCACCCAGUGGCUGGGAGCUUGCCAGGAACCCAGUGGCCAGGGAGCGUGGCACUUACCUUUGUCCCUUGCUUCAUUCUUCUGAGAUGAUAAAACUGGGCACAGCUCUUAAAUAAAACAUAAAUGAACAAA
Symphalangus syndactylus (siamang) is the source of this 2380-nucleotide messenger RNA. Its product is annotated as succinate dehydrogenase [ubiquinone] flavoprotein subunit, mitochondrial-like. Gene Ontology annotation, molecular function: flavin adenine dinucleotide binding; succinate dehydrogenase (quinone) activity; electron transfer activity. The record is from RefSeq and is a predicted model, not a curated record. Gene Ontology annotation, cellular component: respiratory chain complex II (succinate dehydrogenase). Lineage: Eukaryota; Metazoa; Chordata; Mammalia; Primates; Hylobatidae. Gene Ontology annotation, biological process: tricarboxylic acid cycle; mitochondrial electron transport, succinate to ubiquinone.